Messenger RNA from Nematolebias whitei (Rio pearlfish), 285 nucleotides. It is a transcript of the gene dpm2, whose product is annotated as dolichyl-phosphate mannosyltransferase subunit 2, regulatory. Bases 1 to 285 code for a protein of 94 amino acids. Gene Ontology annotation, biological process: GPI anchor biosynthetic process. Gene Ontology annotation, cellular component: dolichol-phosphate-mannose synthase complex; endoplasmic reticulum membrane. Lineage: Eukaryota; Metazoa; Chordata; Actinopteri; Cyprinodontiformes; Rivulidae. The transcript is spliced from 4 exons. Gene Ontology annotation, molecular function: enzyme regulator activity. The record is from RefSeq and is a predicted model, not a curated record.
AUGGAUCUGAAGCUGCUCUCGAACAGCGCGUCCGCCGCCUCGGGAGCGGAUCAAACCGUCGGGAUGUGUCUGGUUGUUUUCAGCCUCCUGCUCUUCUCCUAUUACACAGUGUGGGUCAUUGUUCUGCCUUUUGUGGACAACACUCAUGCUCUGCACAGAUAUUUUCUUCCUCGUGAGUUCUCCGUCAUCCUGCCGGGCGUGGCAGCUGUCAUCCUGCUGCUCUGCAUCGCUUCCUUCACCGCCGUCGUCUUGUUGAAGAAUCACAAACCAAAGAAAAAAGAUUAA